Telopea speciosissima is the source of this 968-nucleotide messenger RNA. Its product is annotated as ubiquitin-conjugating enzyme E2 7. The record is from RefSeq and is a predicted model, not a curated record. NCBI's taxonomy places the organism in Eukaryota, Viridiplantae, Streptophyta, Magnoliopsida, Proteales, Proteaceae. The transcript has 6 exons. Bases 234 to 740 code for a protein of 168 amino acids. Gene Ontology annotation, biological process: protein polyubiquitination; ubiquitin-dependent protein catabolic process. Gene Ontology annotation, molecular function: ubiquitin conjugating enzyme activity.
CUCUCUCUCUCUCUCUGCAUCUCUUAUAUAAAAAUAGAAUUUGAGAGAAGGUGUCGGCUUGUAAGGCAGAUAAAGCAAUACGGCGGUCUAACAUUUCUCUAAUUCUGCAAAUCUUUCGACCCGUAUAGGCCUUAUAGGGUAUUGCACUUAUAAGACAGAAUAGUCUCUUUCUCUAUCUCUCUUGGUCUCCCUCGCUCGCUCUCUCUCUCGUUAUCUCUCCCAGUAUAUCUCUGAUGGCACAAGCAACUCAAGCUAGUCUCCUCCUUCAAAAACAGCUUAAGGAUCUUUGCAAAAAUCCUGUUGAUGGGUUCUCUGCCGGCUUGGUUGAUGAUAAUAACAUAUUCGAAUGGAGCGUCACUAUUAUCGGACCCCCUGAUACUCUAUAUGAUGGAGGCUAUUUUAAUGCCAUCAUGAGUUUUCCUCACAAUUAUCCUAAUAGUCCACCCACGGUGAGGUUUAUUUCGGAGAUGUGGCAUCCCAAUGUUUAUCCUGAUGGGCGAGUUUGCAUAUCAAUUCUUCAUGCUCCUGGUGAGGAUCCCAAUGGCUAUGAGCUUGCAAGUGAACGCUGGACACCAGUACAUACGGUUGAAAGCAUAGUACUGAGCAUCAUUUCGAUGCUGUCAAGUCCUAACGAUGAAUCUCCAGCAAAUAUUGAAGCAGCGAAAGAAUGGAGGGAUAGGAGAGAUGAAUUCAAGAAGAAAGUAAGCCGUACUGUGAGACGGUCACAAGAGAUGUUUUGAUGACGCUGCCGAAGGUGGAAUGGCGGUUAUCUGUCUGGAAAUCCAUUUAUUACAUUGGAGAACUGGUUGAUCGUCUGGUAGUCUGGUAGUAUGUCAGUAUGUCGAUCAUGUGGAAUUUCCAUUUGAAGUUCUUUAAGCCUCCUCUCCAUUACAGUUCUCUUCUACACCUGUUAAACAAACUUGGCAGUUCUCAUGUAACUGAACUUUGUAUUUAAACGGUUUUGGUCA